This is a messenger RNA of Saimiri boliviensis boliviensis (Bolivian squirrel monkey), 2093 nucleotides long. RefSeq names its product shugoshin 1 (gene SGO1). NCBI's taxonomy places the organism in Eukaryota, Metazoa, Chordata, Mammalia, Primates, Cebidae. The record is from RefSeq and is a predicted model, not a curated record. Gene Ontology annotation, cellular component: nucleus; chromosome, centromeric region. Gene Ontology annotation, biological process: meiotic chromosome segregation.
AUGGAUGAGCGAGGCGGAGAAAUUCGAAUGUGGCGGCGGAAGUUGCCGGCGACGGGAGACGGUGCUACGGCCCUGUAGGGCCAGGCGCGCGGGGCUGGUGCGUGGCGGCAGAUCCUGGAAGAGCCUUGGAAUGUGAGGAGGAGUAAGAUAGCUGUUGCAGAAGUAGUGAGCAAGGUAUCGUUCUGGACACGCCUGCGCAGGAGGCCCGCCGGGCCCAUAUCCGCCAGCCCCACUUCCCCUCGGCUUUUCUGGAGUCCCUGGAAGAGGAGGACGUAGUUUUUAAGGCAGAAGAUGGCCAAGGAAAGGUGCCUCAAAAAGUCCUUUCAAGAUAGUCUUGAAGACAUAAAGAAGAGAAUGAAAGAGAAAAGGAAUAAAAACUUGGCAGAGAUUGGCAAGCGCAGGUCUUUUAUAGUUGCACCAUGCCAAGCAAUCACCAACACUUCUACACUGCUGAAGAAUUACCAAGACAACAACAAAAUGUUAGUUUUAGCUUUGGAAAAUGAAAAAGCCAAAGUGAGAGAAGCCCAAGAUACCAUCCUACAGCUGAGAAAAGAAUGUUACUAUCUCACAUGUCAGCUACAUGCAUUGAAAGGAAAACUUACAUCACAACAAACAAAAGAAACUGCUCAGAACCAGGAAAUACACUCUUCUGGAAUGGACCCCAAAAGUGAUGACAGCUCCAGAAAUUUAUUUGUGAAAGCUUUACCGCAAAUUCCUCUUGAAGAAACUGAACUUCCAGGACAAGGAGAAUCAUUUCAAAUAGAAGACCAGAUACCUACUAUUCCUCAAGACACACUGGGAUAUGAUUUUGAUUCAGAUGAAGCUAAGUCCACUGAUAAUAUCUUACCUAGAACUGUAUCUGUUCGUAGCAGUUUAAAGAAACAUUCUAAUAGUGUAUGUCCCUUUGAUAGCUUGGAUGAUUUUGGUUUUGAAACCAGUCAUUUGGCAGGGAAGUCUUUUGAAUUGGAAAGAGUUGGAUUUUUAGACCCACUAGUAAAAGUGCACAUACCUCAAAACGUACAACACAAUGUUUGUCAAUGGAACAUGGACCAAGUUAACUUACCACCAAAGCUGAUUCAGCCAGCAACAUUUACUACAACAAAAGAAGACUUUUUAGAAUCUAAAUCUGAGCAAAUUAAAAGUAAGCAAAGAGAUGCACAAGAAAGAAAAGGAGAAGAGAAAAGAAAAGCUAACAGGAGAAAAUCAAAACCUAUGUCAAAACAUAAAAAAAAUAAAAGCAAAAAUAAAAAAACUGUUUACAAAAAAGAAAUGCAUGAAUCUCUCAGUUCCAAUGAUGCUUACAAUUUCAAUUUGAAAGAGGGUGUUCAUCUUACUCCUUUCCGACAAAAAAUGAGCAAUGACUCUAAUAGAGAAGAAAACAACAAUGAGUCUGAAGUGAGCAUCUGUGAAUCAAGUGGUUCAGGAGAUGAUUCCAAUGACCUCUAUCUGCCCACUUGCAAGUGCCUUCAGAAUCCCACCAGUGAUUCAGAUAGAAGACCAGUCACCAGGCCUCGAUCUAAAAGAGCACUGAAAUACACGGAUGAAAAAGAGACAGAGGGUUCUAAGCCAACAGAAACUCCUACCAGUAUACCACCUGAAACUCACCGGUCACCUCAUCUUAGCCUGAAGGAUAUCACCAAUGUAUCCUCGUAUCCUGUUGUGAAAAUCAGGAAGCUUUCUCUUUCUCCAAAAAAGAAUAUAGAAAGCCCAGCAGUGUCCCUGCCUAAACGUAGGUGUACAGCCAGUGUGAACUAUAAGGAGCCUACCCUCGUUUCGAAGCUGAGAAGAGGGGACCCUUUUACAGAUUUAUGUUUCUUGAAUUCUCCUAUUUUCAAACAGAAAAAGGAUUUGAGACGUUCUAAAAAAGUAUGAAACAAAUACAAUGAAGGUUUUGUUGGAUACUGUUUAAAUUGAAUCUACACUUUUUUCUAUUGCUUCAAGAGAAGAUCUGUAAGAGUACACAAACGGAGUGAGCUAUUGCCAUAGAAUAUUCUCUUAGCUCAUAAACAUUUCUUCAGAACUCUGCUUCAAAUGGGAUGUUUUGUAUUAAAACUUUAAUAAAGUUAAUUUAUUUUUUCUUUUGAAUAUGAAUA